UUUCUUUUCCACAAUCAAAUUUUUAGAGUCCGCCAUCGAAGUUGUCCUCCUCUCCCUCUGUUCUGUUUGCGCUUUAAAUUCGAAAGAAAAAGUUGCAUUUAUACAAAUUUUAACGAGUUCAAUUUUUUGUGCUCAUAAUUAGUUAAUAAAAUAACUUAAUUGUUUUAAGUUCCCGAGUUAUUUAUUUUUAAAAAACAAACCACAAAAUGUUUUGGGGACUCAUUUUAAAAGCAAACAAAAAGUACACGCAAACAACAAAGCAGGCAUUCCAUGUUUCUCAAGCCGCCCUUGAUGUUACCUCGUGCAGCGAUGGACCUAUCCAACUCUUCCUCACAUACGAAAACAUCAAAUAUUUGAUUUGUACUCUUCGCAAGAACACCACCGAACAAGUUAUGUUGGACUUGAAUUUCAACGAAGGCGAUGAGAUCUCUCUUCAGAGCAAUGGUAAUGGAACAAUCCAUAUUUCUGGAUAUAUCACAGACCUGAGUGAUCAAUUUGAUGAUCUAUCUGACGAAGAUUCAGAUGCUGCUGAAGAGAUGCUUGCUCUGCCCAAGAAAUCAAAAAAAGAAGCAAAAGCCAACAACAGCAAAUCGGGCAAAAAAGCAGCAGUAGCCGAUGAAGAAGACGACGACGAUGAUGAUGAGGAAGACGAUAGCGACUUCAAUGGAGAGGAAGGAGCUGCCGGUGCAGACAGCGAUGACGAUGAGGAAGAAGACGGCGAAGAAGAUGAUGAGGAAGGCGAUGACGACGACGAUGACGACGAUGAAGACGAGGAAGAAGAUGAAAGUGAAGAUGAAGAAGUGCAACAGCCAAAAGCCAAGCAAAUUAAGCUGGAUAAGCCCAAGCAAAAUGGCGUCGAACCAGCACAAAAGAAGGACGGCAAACAGAAAAAAGACAAGAAGGACGCCUCCCAACAGCAGCAACAGCAAGGAGCCCAAAAGCAAAAGGGCGAACAAACCCUUGCCGGUGGCGUUAAAAUCGAAGAUAUCCGUGUAGGCAACGGACCCGAGGCCAAAACAGGCAAGAGAGCGCAAGUCUACUAUGAGGGUCGUCUCAAGUCAAACAACAAAGUCUUCGACAGUCUGAAGCAAGGUGGUCCCUUCAAGUUCGGUUUGGGUCGCGGUGAAGUCAUCAAGGGCUGGGACGUUGGUGUAGUUGGCAUGAAGGUAGGAGGAAAGAGACGUAUCACUUGCCCCCCACACAUGGCCUACGGAGCGCGAGGAUCUCCACCAACCAUUCCACCAAACAGCACAUUAGUGUUUGAGGUCGAAUUAAAGGGAGUGCAGUAGAAGGUGUUUCACAACAACAAACAUUGUGUGAGCGGCAGGAAAAGAAGGAGUAUUUUUCUUAAUAACAUUGUUGAGCUUUUCUUAUUAACCGAAUGUAAAAUCGUUACUCUUUACCUUAAUAUUAACUUUUUUAUCUCUGUUACAACAAGUGAAGAAAUAGAAGAGGUUCAUUUUUUACAAAAUUGUUUCUGUUAUUUCCUCUAUUUGCUUUUUUUUUAGUGUUUUCUCUUUGCAUUUUUUUUACAAAAAUUGAAUUACAAAUUAUUUUCGUCGUUAAAAUUGGUUUAUCAAAAAAACAUCAGUUAUCCAAGUCAAGCCCAAUUCUUGUUCUUUUUUAAGUUUAGAUACAGAAGUAAAGAAACUGAUAGAUUAAGAAAAUUGCCCAGCAAUUUACAUAAUAAUAAAGUUUUUUUUUAAAUAAUAAAUAAA
Molecule: messenger RNA, 1718 nt
Organism: Eupeodes corollae
Lineage: Eukaryota; Metazoa; Arthropoda; Insecta; Diptera; Syrphidae
Gene: Fkbp39
Product: 46 kDa FK506-binding nuclear protein
Exons: 3
Coding region: 207-1289 (360 amino acids)
Cellular component (GO): chromatin; nucleolus
Molecular function (GO): peptidyl-prolyl cis-trans isomerase activity; macrolide binding
Source: RefSeq, a predicted model, not a curated record